Clupea harengus (Atlantic herring) is the source of this 1034-nucleotide messenger RNA. RefSeq names its product FXYD domain containing ion transport regulator 6 like (gene fxyd6l). Gene Ontology annotation, cellular component: membrane. NCBI's taxonomy places the organism in Eukaryota, Metazoa, Chordata, Actinopteri, Clupeiformes, Clupeidae. Gene Ontology annotation, molecular function: sodium channel regulator activity. Gene Ontology annotation, biological process: regulation of sodium ion transmembrane transporter activity. The record is from RefSeq and is a predicted model, not a curated record.
UAAUAUUGUGUAAUACCAACUGAGACACCACCUGUCCGUGGAUAGAAGUUGGUAUCGAAUUUAUUGGCUAUUGUCAACUCGCUUUCUCUGUCUUCAGUUAUCGGAUUCCAGCAGUUGGGAUGGAUCUGUCUGUGGUGGUUGCAUUCUGCUCUUGUCUAGUGCCUGUUUUGGGAUCAGCUUUUGGCAGGGAAAUGCCCGCUUCUUCAAUGAGGAAUGAUGGAACGGAUGACUAUGACAGCCCUUUUCGUUAUGACUAUGAGUCUCUGCGCAUUGGAGGGCUGGUGUUUGCUGCCACCAUCUGCAUCCUGGGGAUUGUGCUUGUCUUCAGCAAAAAAUGUCAGUGCAAGUCAAACAAGCAAUCAAGGGCAGGCAGUGCUGAUCCAGAGGCUCCAACCCUGAACAGUUAAACACACCAUGUGGACAUACAGGCCCGAGACCUGCUACCCUCCCAAUCCCAGCCCAGACUUUGCUUCCAGGGGGUCACAAGAAGGCUUUGCAUGCAGCACACAGAGGGAGAGACCUUCUUUUACGGAGUGAAACAAGCUCCAGUAAUCACUGCCACAGUCUUGCUGAGUUGCAAUUUCAUUUCCCCCUAUGUAUCACACACAGUUGCAUUUUCAUGUUCCCCUAUGUAUUGCAAACAGUUGUUAGACACACACAGCGAGGCUAUGUGUAUGCAGGACUUCCAACAUAAUCAAAGGCACAGAAAUAUUUUAUGUCAUAGUUUUUUCUCACUGAUGCAUUUUAUCGUUGUGCAUAACGGCAACGACACUGAGACAGACUCAGGGAAGUAUCUGAGGUAAAUUAUCACUGCAGUUGUGGAGUACACCGCCGGUACCAGGACAUCCACAUGCUUUCAGCAGCAUAUUGUUUCUUUUUUUUCUUGAAAAAUGACUUUGCAUAGAUAUGUAGAUUUUGUAUGUUAUGUAAUAAGCUGAAAAUGUUCUCCAUCUAGCCUAGUUGUUUUAUAAACUAAUAAUGAUAUGCUUGUCUUCUGUUCUACACUACCAAAUAAACAAAUGUCGAUGAGGUAA